Molecule: messenger RNA, 1056 nt
Organism: Penaeus monodon (black tiger shrimp)
Lineage: Eukaryota; Metazoa; Arthropoda; Malacostraca; Decapoda; Penaeidae
Exons: 2
Coding region: 1-327 (108 amino acids)
Source: RefSeq, a predicted model, not a curated record
AUGAUAUUCAGGCGAGGCCGCCGCGACGCUCACUCACCCCUCCCUCCUCCCCCAGUGAAGCAAGGCUUCGACAGCAACGAGGGCGACUUCGACGGCUUCCAGCACCCCUUCUUCUACGUGAGCCACCAGAAGCAGCAUGUGCAGCAGCGCGAGCCCUUCGUGUUCAGCAGGAUCGGCGGCCACGGGAACAUGGAGCCCGAGAAGGCCGUCGUGGUGGACUUCCCCUUCCGACUCGGGCGCCUGGCGGAGGACCUGGGCGAGGGCGGCGCCCUGGCCGGCGACAACGUAGGCGCGCACCUUCCCAGCGGCGUCCAGGGCGAGGUGUAGGCGCCGUCCGACCUUCCUGCGUUGCACGAGCCCACAGCUAUUGCACCGUUUUUGGUGUGUCUGUAAAGUAGACGAUAAAUCACAUAUAUAGUAUGGUAGUUCGUUUGUAAGGUAGCAAGUCCUAGUUGUUGAUGAUGACACAGCAAGACCUGAAGGAGAAACUAAAGAACAUGGAUAUGGCGUCAUCGGGCACCGAGGCAGCACCAUGGGACGCAGAUCAUAUGGCGUCAGCAGGUACCAGUCGGAGGGUAUGACGCCAUCAAGGCAACACCAAGGAACAAGACAUCACCACUAACCAAUUACGACGCAGUGAAACCAUGACGUCAUCGGCAAAAAAAAAAAACGUUCGUCUGUCAUCAAAUUGUCAGAAAACGAGGCUGAUUCCACUCGUACCUUUUCCGGAAACUAUUCCUCGGCGUAUCUCCCGGAUAUAAAGCUGCUUGUGACCUGUCCUCUAACAUUCACGAGAGCCUCACCCGAGCGCUCCGAAGGACAUAAUGACAGCUCCAGAAGCACUGACAAUAGAGCGUGAUUAGCUGUCAUGUCACUUUGGUGUAUGUCUUCCUGUGACGUCGACUCUCCCCACCCCCCUGCUCUCUUUCCCUUGUUCUUCUCCCUCUCUGUUAACGAAAACGUUUUAAAAUUACUUCCCUUUUCUUUUCGUACGACAGCAACAAGACAUCUUACCUUGUCACAUGUGUCUGGUCAUAAAUACAAGGUCAAUUGUAA